This is a messenger RNA of Drosophila eugracilis, 1570 nucleotides long. It is a transcript of the gene senju, whose product is annotated as UDP-galactose transporter senju. Gene Ontology annotation, biological process: pyrimidine nucleotide-sugar transmembrane transport. Gene Ontology annotation, cellular component: Golgi membrane. Gene Ontology annotation, molecular function: UDP-galactose transmembrane transporter activity. The transcript is spliced from 4 exons. Bases 220 to 1380 code for a protein of 386 amino acids. NCBI's taxonomy places the organism in Eukaryota, Metazoa, Arthropoda, Insecta, Diptera, Drosophilidae. The record is from RefSeq and is a predicted model, not a curated record.
CUGUUUAACACAAUAACACGAAAUAUCGAUGCCACGAGGAGUUAUUUGUCUGCGUCUAUCGGGCUCCAAAUCAGCUAAACAAGAAAAAGGCAAACUUGUCACGAACGGGUGGAACUGAUAACAGCUUUAGGAGGCCAGAGCCGCGAUUUGAAGAGUGGGUGAAGUUAGUUUUGGUUCUCUCAUUAGCAACGCAACGCUGGCAAUUUGGAGAUCACGGAGAUGUCGACUAAUUGGCGUGAAUUGUUCCCCACCAAGCUCACAUUUGUGAUCUUCCUGCUGUACAUGUCCCUAUUUAUAGGGCAGGGCAUAUUUGUCACAGCAUCGCAAGAGUCAAACAAUUCCUACGGAUAUAAUACAGUUACGGUUGUGCUACUCACCGAGGUCUUCAAACUGAUAGUUUCCACCUGCCUGUACUGCAGAGACAAUAAUCUACGCUCCCUGGUGCGUGAUGUACACAAGGAUCGCAAUGUCCUGGCCCUGUAUAUGGUACCUGCCUUCCUCUACUGCUUGUACAACAACUUGGCCUUUGUCAACUUGGCAACCUUUGACCCCACCACCUACUACCUACUUCUUCAGCUGCGUGUCGUUGUCACGGGUAUACUGUUUCAAAUUAUCUUCAAGAAGUAUCUAUCGCAAAGGCAAUGGAUCUCCCUCAUAUUGCUGACCCUGGGCUGUAUGAUGAAGCAGGUCGAUUUUGGCAGUUUCUACAGUGAUACCAAUGAUGAUAGCGAGUCCGCAGCUAUUCAACAACAGCAAUUACUUAAUCAUACAUCAAUUGACAAGCAGGUUCACGGGAAGAACAUGUCCGGCUUUGACUUCAGCUUGAGUGCCGUUUUUAUUUUGGCCCAGACCAUUUGCUCUUGCCUGGCUGGCGUAUACAACGAAUAUUUGCUGAAAGACAAAGGCGCCGAUGUAAAUAUUUUUGUUCAGAAUGUUUUCAUGUACCUAGACUCGAUUGUCUGCAAUGCUGUAAUCCUCCUGCUGCGCGGCGAGCUGAUAGAUGCUUUCAGUCCGCAAAAUCUGGGUAGCAUCAUGCGUUUUAGCGUGCUAAUCAUAAUUGUGAACAAUGCGGCCAUUGGCAUUGUCACCAGUUUCUUUCUGAAGUACAUGAACUCUAUUCUGAAGACCUUUGCCAGCGCCUUGGAACUGCUCUUCACAGCAGUUCUAUGUUAUUUCCUUUUCUCCAUACCCAUCUAUAUGAACACCGCGCUGGCUAUUGCGGUUGUUUCGUACGCCAUCUAUCUCUACACGCAGAGCCCGGUUGUUAAUCUGGGCAAGGUGCGUCCACUUGCCAAUUUGAGCGAUGCUACAGUCAAGUCCACAGACAAAAGAAAGCUGCUUGACGAGGAGGUGUCAGAAUCGGACCUGGAUAUCGUGUAAUGCUGUAUCUAGUCUUAGACGUAAUCUUAGGCUGUAUAUAGUUGUGGAAAAGUGCCUGCAAAUGUUUUAAACGCCAGACGAAAGUAUUUGACCCCAGGCUAUGUGCAAUGCUAUAGCAACAGGCUUGUAAAUACCAAAACUUUUGCUUUUCUAUUUUAAGAUUCUCAGUAUAAAUGUAUUUAAAUCAUAA